AUUGUUAAGAAUGCAGAUAAAAAUAUAAUAUUACUGCCUUAUUUUUUUCUCAUUUUCUAACAAAGAAAAAGAAUCUUUUUUUUAUUGAUAAAUAUAAAAGGAUCAUAUUUAUUAAAGUAAAAAUGACUGCUAUGCAAGGAGCAUUAUCAGCGGCUGAAAGAUCUAUGCGAUCUGUGUUUGUGGGGAACAUUCCAUAUGAAGCCACUGAAGAACAAUUAAAAGAUAUAUUUGCUGAAGUGGGUCCUGUCGUAAGCUUUAGAUUAGUGUAUGAUCGAGAAACAGGAAAACCAAAAGGCUAUGGAUUUUGUGAAUAUAAAGAUCAAGAAAUGGCUCUCAGUGCUAUGCGUAAUUUGAAUGGUUAUGAACUUAAUGGCAGAGCUCUUCGUGUUGAUAAUGCUGCUAGUGAAAAAAGUAAAGAAGAAUUAAAAAAUUUGCAAGCAUCAUUAGGUGGCCCACCGGUUGAGAGCCCUUAUGGCCCUGAAAUAUCUGGAGAUCAAGCUCCUGAUGCAAUAGCAAAAAUCAUGAGUAGUCUUCCUCCAGAACAGUUGUAUGAACUUAUGAUUCAAAUGAAGGUUUGCAUUGAAAAUAAUCCCAACGAAGCUCGUAUUUUAUUAAUGCAAAAUCCACAACUGUGUUAUGCUUUAUUACAAGCUCAGGUUAUUAUGAAGCUAGUUGAUCCCAUUCAAGCAAAAACUAUGCUACAUGCUCAGAACCCCUUUACUUUAUCAGCAUCUGCACUGUUGCCAACACCUGAAGGGAAAACUAAUGCUACACAAGCACCAACACAUUCUGCCUUUUCAACUCCACAGUACUUAAAAAAUGUUCCUGGUAUAAAUGAAGGUCCUCAAUUUGCACCAGCUAUACCUAUGGAUGCACCUGGCUCUUCACCUAUACCUCCUAAUACUGCAGCUGGUCCUCAAAGGCCACCUCCUCAUAAUGUGUCACCUGCAAGACCAUCUUUGCUACCAGCUCCUGCUGCUGGACCAAAUCAAUAUCCUGAUAGAGGUAUGAAUCCUCGAUCACUUGGCGAUCACGAUCUGAGGCAGAUGCCCAUGGUUGACAGAGAUAUGCGUGGUCCUCCAGUGAUGGGUGGAGAUAAAGAUAUGAGACAUCAAGCGGUUGAUGAGGACUUUAGAGGAAUGGGUGGGCCUGGAAGAAUGCCUGAUAAUCGUUACUCUAAUAAUCCUGGCAUGCCUCAUGGUGACAUUCGAAAUAUGCCUUCCAGCGACAUGCGCAACAUGCCUCCUGGUGACAUGCGAGGUAGAAGCGCUGCACAUCCAGGAGACAUGCGCAACAUGCCACCUGGAGAUAUGAGAAAUAUGCCAUCUAAUGACAUGCAUCGGAUGCCACAAAGUAGAGGUAUGCCGUCUCAUGACCCUCAUCCAUCAGCUGGUGGACGAAAUAUGCCUCCUAUGGACUCUCGAAAUAUUCCCAACCCUGGUGGUCGUAAUAUACCUCCUGUAGAUGCUCGUGGUAUGCCUAUGGGGGAUCAUGGUAAUAGAGGACCCCAUUUCGAUAGACCAAUGGGUCCAGGGCGAAUGGAUGAUCACAUACCUCCUAUGAAUCCUAAUGCAGCUACUGCUCGGCCCCUUCAGAAUCCCAGAUUAAAUGCUGUUGGUGGUAACUCUCCUGCAGUUGGUGGGGCAUCUCCAAGUCCUGCUUCAUCAUCCCGCUCUAAUAAUCAGGCAUUAGCUGCAGCAGCUGCUGCUAUAGCGCCUCACGACCAAGAAAAGGCUGCUUUAAUAAUGCAAGUUCUGCAACUUUCGGAUCAGCAGAUAGCCAUGCUUCCUCCAGAACAAAGGCAAAGCAUUUUGAUAUUAAAAGAACAAAUUGCUCGCAGUACUCAAGCAUCCUAAUUUUUUGCUCUUUUUCAAGUAAUUGUAGUAAAACACAGUUUUAUUCUAUAUUUUGUAAUAAACAUAUGAGCCUAUGUA
This is a messenger RNA of Parasteatoda tepidariorum (common house spider), 1934 nucleotides long. RefSeq names its product cleavage stimulation factor subunit 2 CstF64 (gene CstF64). Lineage: Eukaryota; Metazoa; Arthropoda; Arachnida; Araneae; Theridiidae. Gene Ontology annotation, biological process: mRNA 3'-end processing. Gene Ontology annotation, molecular function: mRNA binding. The record is from RefSeq and is a predicted model, not a curated record. Gene Ontology annotation, cellular component: mRNA cleavage and polyadenylation specificity factor complex.